Molecule: messenger RNA, 691 nt
Organism: Urocitellus parryii (Arctic ground squirrel)
Lineage: Eukaryota; Metazoa; Chordata; Mammalia; Rodentia; Sciuridae
Gene: Mrps28
Product: mitochondrial ribosomal protein S28
Cellular component (GO): mitochondrial small ribosomal subunit
Source: RefSeq, a predicted model, not a curated record
GUAGGUCAGAGGUUGUGAAGGCGUCAUGGCGGCGCUGUGUGGGACUCGUGCCGUGGCUGCCGAGAGCCAUUUUCUGCGAGUGUUUCUCUUCUCUAGGCCCUUUAGAAGCGCAGGCACUGAGAGUGGCUCCGAAAGCGGGAGCUCCGAUUCCUCGAAGCCUCAGACGAGUCCAGGCGGCUUUGCCAGCGCGUUGGAGCGGCACUCAGAGCUGCAGCGGAAGGCGGAGCUCCGACGGGAGUCUCAGAAAAAUGUGGAAUCCUUCGCAUCCAUGCUGAGACACUCUCCUCUGACACAGAUGGGGCCUGCCAAGGAUAAAUUGGUCAUUGGACGGAUCUUUCAUGUUGUGGAGAAUGAUCUUUACAUAGAUUUUGGUGGCAAGUUUCAUUGUGUAUGUAAAAGACCAGAAGUGGAUGGAGAGAAAUACCAGACAGGAACCAAGGUACGGCUGCGCCUCCUAGAUCUGGAGCUCACAUCUCGGUUCCUGGGAGCAACCACAGACACAACAAUACUGGAGGCUGAUGCCAUUCUCUUAGGACUUCAGGAAAGCAGAAAAUCAAAAGAGGAACAUCAUGAAAAGUAAAUGAACUUUGCCUAGUGGGUUCAUGCCCUCUUUGUUGAACCUAUAUACUCUUCAAGAAUGCAAUUAGAAAAUUAUGAAAAAAUGAUUGAAUAAAGAUGUCAUAAGUGAAAA